UCUGGGACCAGGAGGAUGUGCAACGCCUGAAGGAGGCCAAGAGAGCGGAGUGGAAGAGCAGCCACAGCGGACAUACUCCCACUGACGACCAGCUCAUGGCCACCAUCAGCCCAGCUGAAAUGAAGAGGCACUGCAGGAGGAGGACGCGUGGAGUGGAGGAGAUGCGGAGCAGUAUUUCAGGGCUCCUGGAAUCUGUGAGGGAGCUCACAGACACCACAGGGCUGCGUCUGGUGAGCCAUGACAGCAUGCGCCACGUGUGGGAAGUACAGCAGAAGCACCUGGAGUGCCUCCAAGACCCUGCAGGUGUUGCACUUUACACGAAGGUGGGGACACUCCAGAAGGGCGGCAAGGAGCUGGACAUCCUUAGGUGUGGUAGGGGGUCCUCCUCCCUGGAGAGUUUCCACCGGCACCAGUGUGCUUUCAUUCCAGGCUGGCGGUGCAAUGCGGUGCACAUGCAAAUGUACAUGCUGGAGGGUAUAUCAAGGUGGAACAUGGGCCGGGCCAAAGAGACAGUAGAUGUGGAGGGGGCCUCCACCCUAAGAAGCUUCGAUGUUCGGUUGAUGUCCCACCUUAACAAUCUAAGCCAGCGUGUGCAUGGUUGUGCUCUGGUGCCAGAGUUCACCCUUCCUGGGAAACCUACUGGCGAACGCAUAGCCGUGGAAUAUUUAUUGGAGCAGACCAAUAGAGGCGACCUGCUGGCUCCAUCACAGGCCUCCAUCUCAGAAAUCCCCUUGCCGGUGCUGGAGGAGGAGGAGGAGGAGGAGGAGGAUGAUGCCAUCAGCAUGCCUGCCAUCAGCAUGCCUGCCAUCAGCAUGCCUGCCUCUGUCACAGAGACCAGCCAAUGUGAUUCGAGGGGCGUUCCGGGGUGGGACGCAGUAGAUGCCCUUGCUGCCUACCUACUCGCAUUAAACGGCACCAUCACGGCCUUGUCAGCCAAGGAGGAGGCGGACAUAGUUCGCCUGUACGCGGCUUUACAUGCGAUGGAUCGGAAACCUUCAAGGUACACCCAGAAGGCAAAGAAGAAAUCACAUGCGUCAGGAGGAAUGUGGAGAGCACCGAGGAAGCCGAGUGGCAUCAUUUUAUGAAAUGUAUUUAUUAUGUGUAGAUUAUUUUAUUGAAAUCCCUGUUGACAUUGUCACUUGGUUCUUCAUGACUUUAUAUCCUUGUUCACAGUACAUAUCAUAUCAUCCUUCUCUCCCACAGGCUGUACAUGACUCAUGGCCAAGCAGCCCAGGACCCCGAAGUUCACAGGGUCUGUGAGUGUGUCUGCCUCAGACUCUUAAAAGAGUUUGAGCAGUCACGCAACAGGCCAAAGGACACAAAGGGGAAAACAAUGCCCAUCCCUCAGUCCAUCGUAAGCGUGUACAGCCACAUCAAACAGCUGCUGGAGGACAGCAGGGUUGUCUGUGAUGACACAGACCUGGUUCUGGUGCCAGUAAACAACACCACAGUCUCUUCAUUGUAUGUGUUAUUUCAUUUACCUUUCCCAUACAGUCAAGACAGUUUAUAAAGAUUUAACCUCAAGAAAAACCUCCACCUGCAUGCUGGUUAGAAAAUAUGUAAUAACCUUAGGGAGGGAGGAUAGGCUUACAUAAAAUAAUGAAUGUUUGUGUUGUAGGCUGCUUAGGAGGGAUAAAAGGAAGGACAGGGACAUGCUGCUGCAAGGCACUGUACUGCCCAAACAGGUGCACCUGGCAGAGGAGCCUCUCCCUGCUCUGAACACCCUUCCGGCGGCCCCUGUGCAACAUGCACAUGGGGCAAUGACAUUUGAGGAGCCUGAAAAUCACGAGGGGGAAGCUUUCCCCCGCCAGCGCACUCUAGCGGCGAACAAGCCUCCGCCAUCUCCACCUCCCCAGUUCUCUCCACAAUUUGGGCCAGCUCCUCCAUUUCCUCAUCUUCCCCCAUAUCCGCACUUUCCAUUUCCAUAUCCUCAUGCACCUCGACUUCCUCAUGCUCCUCCAUUUUACAUUUCUACUCCAUAUCCUCAUGCUCCUCCAUAUGCUCCUCCAUAUCCUCAUGCUCCUCCAUAUGCUCCUCCAUAUCCUCAUGCUCCUCCAUUUCAUGCUCCUCCACUUCCUCAAGCUCCUCCGUUUCCUAAUUCCCUAUCUCCUGAUGCUCCUCCAUCCCAGCCGAGGCAACGCGACUGGAGGCUCAAUAAAGCUGCCCAGGAGGAUGAGGAGCUUACGUCAAGGGGGGAUCCGGCACGGAAGAGGCUGAGAAAAGAAAACUACCACUAUACUUGCAAGGGGUGCGGCCAGGCCAAAAAUAAAGUCACUGGACACACCCAGCUGAAGGGGCGGUGGUAUUGUCCUGCCUCAGGAAUGACCCUGGAAGAGUGGAGGAAUAGUGUGUAGUU
Gadus morhua (Atlantic cod) is the source of this 2356-nucleotide messenger RNA. RefSeq lists its product as uncharacterized. The record is from RefSeq and is a predicted model, not a curated record. The transcript is spliced from 5 exons. The coding region runs from base 96 to 1085 and encodes 329 amino acids. NCBI's taxonomy places the organism in Eukaryota, Metazoa, Chordata, Actinopteri, Gadiformes, Gadidae.